This is a messenger RNA of Cloeon dipterum, 1227 nucleotides long. RefSeq lists its product as uncharacterized. Lineage: Eukaryota; Metazoa; Arthropoda; Insecta; Ephemeroptera; Baetidae. The transcript has 3 exons. The coding region runs from base 140 to 541 and encodes 133 amino acids. The record is from RefSeq and is a predicted model, not a curated record.
GCGCGUCUUGGAUGGUGGGCAAAGGUGGAGGAGGGAAAAGGCGUGCGUGGAUUUCUGCAACAGGUGCAGCGGCUGCAAAACAAAUCUCAUUUGGUGAGAACCAAGCCGACGGACCGAACGCCUCUCUCAAGUUACGCACAUGGAGGUGCUGAUUAUUGCAUUUCUCGCCUUGGCGGCUACAUCAACGGCUGCCCCCGUUGAACCUGAGGCGAGCGUCAGGGUUUCGUUUGUCUCGCCUCCACAUUCAUAUUCGCACGGACUCGAUUUGAUGCCGGCUUCCACCCAAUACCUGACCGCUCACGAUUCUCAACUGCAAAACGUGCAAAUGAUCCACUCUGAUCCUGACCCAGUGCCCGCUGUCUUAUCUGGAGCAGAGCUGGACGCGUUUGCCGCUUCCUUCAUGAGCAACGAGCCCCGCUUCUUCCACCAAUUCCCUCACGAGCGCUCCUUGCUAGCCAACGUCGAAUUGCGCGCGAGCCAAAACCUCCCUCCCUUGAGAAUCGGCUCCAUCAGACCGGGAUCACCCUUCAUCCGUGCAUAACGUGCCAAAACUUGUAUCAUAGAUUUACGGGGGUUACGGGAGUUGUAAUUUAUUUUAAGUCGAGGGCUAUGUGAAAUAUGGUUUUAUUAUUAAAUUUGCAAUCACAAAUCUAACUCAGCUGAAUGCGGCUGUUGUACAACAACGCCCCACGCAAAAUUGUCCAACACAUUAAAUGCUAAAGCUGCUUUUAGUAGUAUUUACAGUCUUCUGUGUUCACGUUCAGUGAAUAUGAGAGUCAAGGUAAGCUCUUAAAGUUAGCAAGGAUAGUUAAGAACGAUUUUGACUCGCUUCAAAUUACCACGGCACACAAUUUUUCCGAAAAAAAAUCUUGUGCAAGUUUGAUUGCAUAGAAACCAAGCUAUAAAAAUACUUCGUUCGAGAGAGAAAAAUAUAGCUAAUUCGUUAUUUACAAUGAGAGAUUUUCGUCCGAGGGCAAAGAAAUGUCCAAGAGGCAGUACCUCAAUUGUUAGUCAGGCUCUUGAUUGAAGCACUCCCCUCUUGAAGAUUUCUUUGGCUGUAUCCUAGAAGCGCUCUUUCGACGUCAUGUGGCCGUCUGGGUCAGUGAUGAACUGCAUUUCCUGGAAGUCUUGGAACUUCUCCUGGUCUCGGAUGUGUGCAUAGUUGGCAGACAAGCACAUCAAGUAGUGAAUCUGUCAAAGUUGAUUAAAAUAUAAGAAUAAAAAUGG